CAACAACCGGAAGCCGUUGCUCGGGCUGUGCUUCCGUGUUUUCUGCCCCGUGGCGUUUACUUCUCCCGUUUGUUUUGCAAAGGCGAUUCCUGCACGCGCAUUCUUCACAUAAAAGUCACCCGGAAUAUAUAUAGCAUGAAGAUGGCACGUUCCUGUUGAUUUGGAUCAAGGUAAAUAUGAAGAGGCUUUGCCAACAGUACUUUCACACUACUUUGAGGAAUCUGAGUAUGAACACUGAAAUGCUUUAGGAAUGCAGCAUGACUGCAGAAGUGUAACUUCGCAGCACUCUCUACUCGCGCUUUCUCUUUUACACCAAACGCAAAAUGAAGUCGUUAUAAAUGCGUCAUGGACUAAACCUGUCUCUGCAUAAAGUGAGGUUUUGCCAGAGCAGACCUGAAGAUGUGUGGCUGAUUAGGAGUCCUGUGUGCCUCUCCCCGCUAUGCCCAGGCGAGGGUUGCCACUGCAAGGCCGGGUGCGCUGGCUCCUUCUGGGUAUAUUUUUGCUCCUUGUCUUCUUCUUCUUUGCCUACUUGCUGGAAUGUACACCGCCUGCAGAUGUGAGCCAUGGGUUGCCUGGUCUCGGAGGGGAACCUUAUGGAAAAGAAUAUUAUCAGGCACUGCUCCAGGAGCAAGAGGAGCGGCACCUCAGCCGAGCAGCCAGCCUCAAGAGGCAGAUUGCGCAGCUUAAACAGGAGUUGCAGGAGAUGAAUGACAAGCUGAAGAGCCUGCAAGAGAGAAAAGAAGGCCCUGGACUACAAGGUUUGGUUGAUGGCAAAGAUCAGGAACCGAGUGACCUGUUGGAAUUCCUGCAUUCACAGAUUGAUAAGGCUGAGGUGAAUACAGGAGCAAGGCUUCCUAGUGAAUACGCUUUAGUGCCCUUUGAAAGUUUCACAACAACAAAGGUUUAUCAGCUGGAGAUGGGUCUCACUCGGCAUCCUGAGGAAAAGCCUGUACGAAAGGACAGGCGAGAUGAGCUGGUGGAGGUGAUAGAGGCAGGUCUAGAUGUUCUGAACAACCCUGAUGAAGAGGACGGCCAGGAGGAGGACAUCCCCAUGCAGAGGCAGACCUUCACAGAAAGCCACUUUGUCGAGGGGCUUUACAGGACCGAGCGGGACAAAGGCACACAGUACGAGCUGUACUUUGCGAAGGAAAAUUCACACGAAUAUCGUCAUGUUACUCUCUUCCGUCCAUUUGGUCCAUUAAUGAAAGUGAGGAGCACAUCUUUGGACACAGGCAGCACAAUUAUUAAUAUUAUAGUGCCUCUGUCAGGCAGAACAGAAGCUUUUAUUCAAUUUCUGCACAACUUCAGGGAGGUGUGUAUACAUCAGGACAAGCGAGUGCAUCUUACAGUUGUCUACUUUGGGGAAGAGGGCUUGGAAGAGGUGACCUCUUCCUUACGAAAAAUAUCCAGUGAGGAGAAUUUCACGAACUACACUCUUAUCCCUGUGGACGAGGAGUUUUCCCGUGGCAGAGGAUUGGACAUUGGUGCUCAUGCAUGGAAGAAAGAGACUGAUGUGUUAAUGUUUUUCUGUGAUGUAGAUAUUUAUUUCACAUUCGAGUUCCUCGAAACGUGCCGUCUCAAUACAGCCCCCGGGAAACGAGUGUUCUAUCCAGUAGUGUUUAGUUUAUACAAUCCUGCCAUAGUAUAUGGAAAUCUUGAAUUGGCUCCACCCAUUGAACAUCAGUUGAUUCAUAAAAAAGAUGCUGGAUUCUGGAGAGACUUUGGAUUUGGCAUGACGUGUCAGUAUCGCUCGGACUUCCUCACUAUCGGAGGAUUUGAUUUGGAAGUGAAGGGAUGGGGAGUGGAGGAUGUCCAUUUGUACAGGAAGUACCUGAGGAGCGAGCUGAUAGUGAUGCGGACACCAGUUUCGGGUCUCUUCCACCUGUGGCAUGAGAAACUAUGCGCAGACGAGUUAACGCCAGAACAAUACCGCAUGUGCAUCCAGUCCAAAGCUAUGAACGAAGCUUCUCACUCUCAUUUGGGCAUGUUGGUGUUCCGCGAGGAGAUCGAAAACCACCUCCGCAAGCAGGCCUACAAAAGCCAGAGCAGGGCAGAGGAUUGAGACGGUUACAGUAAACUUGCUCACAGUAAGCACAGUAUCAGUGCAUUUCAGCAGGGCAGAAUUUAGCAAGCUGAGAUUUGUCUAGCUCUUGCUACAUUACGUAUUUUCUGAAAUGAUACAGAAGAUAUUUUAUUAAUUAAAAAACAAAGUCCCAAGGAUCAUCUGUGAACGGAUAUGGUUGGAGAAGUGUAUGAAUGAAGUGUUUAACACAUUUUGUGUGAAGGCUGCUGCGAUGACCAUGUUAUUCAUCUUUCUGAUGGUCCAUUUAACACUUUUGUUCUUGUUUAUUUAAAAUGACCAAUUGAGUUGGUGCUUUUAUGUUCAGGCACAUUCGUAGCCUGAAACUAGUCCUGUUUCUGGUUAUCAUACACUUAUUUUUAAUGCUAUUGUUUAACAUACUGUUGCAUACAUUUUUAUUGCUUUUACUAUCAAAAUUAUGCGUGCUGUGGAAAAGAGCCACAGUUUUUUUUUUUUUUUUUAAAGGCGCAGCUGAAAGAGACAAUCAGUUGUAAAAGGAUAUGAACAAAAUGCUAUGAGGAAUGAUACAAAAGUGGAUUAAACCGUUUUGUACAUGACAGUAUGCCGAGUGACAAUUCCGCAACUGUCAGAUUCAGCCAGUGAAGCAGUGCAGCAUUACACUGUGGUGGUCAGUUUAGAUGAAGUGGGUAAAUGCUUACUUUAUACAAACUGAUUUUGAAUAUAUCUGAAGAGUAUUGAACUGCUGACCACUGUUAACACCCAGUAGCCACUUAGUUUCUAUUGAGGAUGUUUUUAUCACUUACACAGUAGAGGCUACUAAUACAAGGCUGGCAUCUGUAGCAUCUAAAACGACAGCACAAUGCAAUCGUGGAGACUAAACUUCUCAAUCCUUUUGUUUGUUUUUUUUUUAAUA
This is a messenger RNA of Hemibagrus wyckioides, 2954 nucleotides long. RefSeq names its product chondroitin sulfate N-acetylgalactosaminyltransferase 2 (gene csgalnact2). The transcript is spliced from 8 exons. NCBI's taxonomy places the organism in Eukaryota, Metazoa, Chordata, Actinopteri, Siluriformes, Bagridae. Gene Ontology annotation, cellular component: Golgi cisterna membrane. The record is from RefSeq and is a predicted model, not a curated record. The coding region runs from base 440 to 2062 and encodes 540 amino acids. Gene Ontology annotation, molecular function: glucuronosyl-N-acetylgalactosaminyl-proteoglycan 4-beta-N-acetylgalactosaminyltransferase activity.